Colletotrichum truncatum is the source of this 1437-nucleotide messenger RNA. RefSeq lists its product as uncharacterized. The record is from RefSeq and is a predicted model, not a curated record. NCBI's taxonomy places the organism in Eukaryota, Fungi, Ascomycota, Sordariomycetes, Glomerellales, Glomerellaceae. Gene Ontology annotation, cellular component: extracellular region.
AUGAAGGCCACCACCUUGGCAACCUUUGCCUUGUCGGCGCUCCUUCAUGGCGUGUCCGCUAAGGAAAUUGCGCCCAGCGAGCUUGUCUCCGAGAUCUAUGACAGUGGCGUUAUCCACAAGGACCUCAUGGCCCGUAAAAAGGCAUCAUGGGAUCGUCAGAUUGCAACCGGAGAGAUGGAUUCCACCGCGUACCGCAGUCGCUUGGCUGAAGAAGGCCCCGUCUCUUGUGUGAACGGUGUUGCUGAGGUCGUCCCCGGCGACGCCAACAACACUUUCAAAUGCGACAGAAUUGACUUCUACGACUUCAAGAGCCAUUCCGAUCUCGGCUCUCGUGCUGGCCAGGGAUCUUCCUCUUGGGGUUGGACAAGCCCUGACGGCCGAGAGAUCGCCAUCAUUGCUCAGGCUGAUGGUGCUGCCUUUGCAGAAAUUACGAAGGAUGGCAAGCUUGUCUACCUCGGUCGCCUUCCCCAAUACUCUACCCAGUCUAUCUGGCGUGAAUUGCGUGGUUACAAGAACUACGUCGUUAUUGGCAGUGAAGCCGCCCGUCAUGGUGUUCAAAUUUUUGACCUGAACAAAGUUUUGGCCAUUGACCCUGCCAAGCCCGUCACCUUUGACGCUAAGAAGGAUCUCACCUCUUGGUGGAACGGCCUUCCUGCUGGUUCCACUCACAAUAUUGUCAUCAAUGAGGAGAAGCAGUAUGCAGUUGCCGUUGGCGCUCAGCCUCGUUCCAGCGCAUGCCGCUCGGGUCUUAUUUUCAUCGAUCUCAGCGACCCCGCCAACCCAACAUCUCCCGGUUGUGCUAGCGGUGACGGCUAUGUUCACGAUGCGCAGUGCCUUGUCUACCGCGGUCCUGAUGAGAAGUACUUCGGUCGUGAUAUUUGCUACGGCUACAACGAGGACACUUUGACCAUCUACGACGUCACCGAGAAGAACACCACCAAAAUUAUUUCUCGUACCUCUUAUGAGGGUGCAAGCUACACUCACCAAGGUUGGGUCACCAACACCGAGUGGCAGGAGUACCUGGUUCUCGAUGACGAAUACGAUGAGGUCGAUGCCACCGGACCCGCCGCCAGCGGUUACCCUAUCACAUAUUUCUGGGACAUUCGCUCGCUCGAGGCCCCCAAGCAAACUGGUUUCUACAAGAGCCCUGCCUAUGGUAUCGACCACAACCAGUUCGUUAUUGACGGCCUCGCCUACCAGAGCCACUAUGGUGCUGGUCUCCGCAUCCUUGAUGUCUCUUCCUUGCCCGAAGACCCCACCGGUUCCAAGGUCAGCGAAAUCGGUUUCUUCGACAUCUACCCCGAGAACGACAACGAGCCUAAUGGCGGAUCCAUUGACUUCGUUGGAACCUGGAGCCACUACCCCUACUUCAAGAGCGGCUACAUCUUGGUUAACACCAUUGAGCGUGGUGCUUUUGUUGUCAAGCGUUCUGCUUAG